This is a messenger RNA of Eruca vesicaria subsp. sativa (arugula), 1097 nucleotides long. The record is from the annotation of a GenBank genome assembly. NCBI's taxonomy places the organism in Eukaryota, Viridiplantae, Streptophyta, Magnoliopsida, Brassicales, Brassicaceae.
AUGGAUCAUAAGACAAACACUACACUGCUUUUCUCUUUCUUGUUUUUCAUCACGUACCUCAUAAUCAUCGCGUCAUCGAAAGAUCUAUGUAACGAAAACGACAAAAUCACCCUCCUCAAGAUCAAGAAUUCCCUAAACAACCCAUACCAACUCAUCAACUGGGACACUACAUACGACUGCUGCAGGUGGAGCUCCGUUGAGUGCGGCGACGCCACCGUUAACCACAGCGUCAUCUCCCUAACCAUAUUCUCCGCUCAGAUAUCAGCUCAGAUCCCGCCUGAAGUCGGUGACUUACCGUAUCUUCAGGACCUUAUGUUCCACAAGAUCACUAACAUCACCGGUCAGAUCCCACAAACCAUCACCAAGCUCAAGUAUCUCCGUUCUCUCUGGCUUAGCUCGUUGAACCUAACCGGCCCGGUUCCUGAUUUUCUGAGUCAGCUCAAGAAUCUUGAUUACUUAAACCUUGCCUUCAACCAACUCUCUGGUUCCAUACCUAGCUCUCUCGCUUCGUUACCUAAACUUGCUUACGUUGAUCUUAGUAGGAAUAAGCUUACAGGUACAAUACCAGAGUCAUUUGGAUCGUUUCAAGCAGAACCUUUUUACCUUCUCUUAUCACACAACCAGCUCUCCGGUUCGAUACCCAAAUCGCUAGGCAACAUAAAUUUUGACAAGAUAGAUUUCUCAAGGAACAAGCUCACAGGCGAUGCUUCGAUGUUGUUUGGACCCAACAAAACUACGUUUUCCACUGAUUUAUCAAGAAACAUGCUCCAGUUUGAUCUCGCUAGAGUUGAGAUCUCCGAGACAUUUGGUGUAUUGGACUUGAACCACAAUGGGAUCACAGGGAGUAUUCCGGUUCAGUGGACUGAACAUAAUCUCCAAAUCUUAAACGUUAGCUAUAACAGACUUUGUGGACGCAUCCCCACUGGUGGCAGUCUUCAAAGAUUUGAUUCUUAUACAUAUUUUCACAACAAGUGUUUAUGUGGUGCACCUCUUGAUAGUUGCAAGUAAAAAAAAAAAACAAAGCUUAUCUCUAGGUUCCCCCAAAAAAAUAUGUAAUAUCAUCCAGAUUUUAUUAAAUAAUACAUUUAUCACAACUU